Molecule: messenger RNA, 1428 nt
Organism: Hippocampus comes (tiger tail seahorse)
Lineage: Eukaryota; Metazoa; Chordata; Actinopteri; Syngnathiformes; Syngnathidae
Product: GTP-binding protein REM 1
Exons: 5
Coding region: 197-1099 (300 amino acids)
Biological process (GO): negative regulation of high voltage-gated calcium channel activity
Cellular component (GO): plasma membrane
Molecular function (GO): GTP binding; GTPase activity; calcium channel regulator activity
Source: RefSeq, a predicted model, not a curated record
UGUCACACACACACUGAGCAAGAGGGAUGCGUGUGAUUCCGCUGUUGAAUUUUUAAAGCUGUUGUGGAACUUUGCGGGGUCAGUGUGGCGAAGGGUUGCGUUACAAAGACACAAACUCCCAAGACACGCACAGAACACAGAUUCUUCUUCACGGACCGUCUGGCCCGAGCGGUCCUGAUGCCGUCGCCGUAGCAACAUGAGCAUCCACACCCAGAGAGAGAAGGAGGUCCUACGGCGGCGGGCCAGCACCCCCGCCCGCCCCACCCAGCAACAGCAGCCGCCGCCCUGCGCCCGUGAACCCUGCGGCGGCGCCAGCACCCGGCGCAGGCACCCUCCCCUGGGGCAGUCGGCGUCCUACCACCUGGGGGACACAUCCCUCCACGACCGGGCGCAGUGGAGCUCCGACUCGGAGGACGACGCCGAGCGUGUCGACAGGGUGCCGUUGCUAGGCGACCACGGCGUGGGCAAGAGCAGCCUGGCAGGAAUCUUUGCAGGAAUCGCCGACAAAGACGAUCACCCGGAAGAGGACACGUACGAGAGGACGCUGACCGUCGAUGGCAAGGAUACCACGCUGCUUAUCCUGGAUACGUGGAGCAAUGACAAACCGGACGAAGACGGGCGUGCGGGCGGCGAGGCGUGCCCGCUGCGCGACAGCGCGUACGUCGUCGUGUACUCGGUCAGCGACCGGUGCAGCUUCGAUGCGGCCGCCGAGCUUUGCGUCGCGCUGAGGCGGCGCCGAGCGGCCGCCGACGUGCCCAUCAUCCUGGUGGGCAACAAGAGCGACCUGGUGCGCUCCAGGGAGGUGGCGCUGCAAGAGGGCCGAGCGUGCGCGAUGGUGUUCGACUGCAAGUUCAUCGAGACGUCGGCGUCGCUGCAGCACAAUGUGAGCGAGCUCUUUGAGGGCGUGGUGCGCCAAAUCCGCCUGCGCCGCGCCGGCGGAUCGGAGGCGCCGCAGUUCAGACGCGGCGCGUCCCGCAAGCGCAAGGAGAGCGUCACCCAGAAAGCGCGCCGCUUUCUGGAGCGCUUGGUGGCGCGCAACAACCAGCACGCGGCCGUCAGGGUCCGAUCCAAGAGCUGCCACGACCUGGCCGUCCCCUGAGAGGCCGGCCGCCGUUCCCGGCGACCCAUCCUAACCAAAAGUUGUUUCUCCUUACGACCGGGCAUGGACGGACGGGCUGCUUCAGGCACAAUGGAGGGCGACUCUUCUGACCCUCAGGACAACUUAUGGAAGGCUUUGGACCAGGAAGUGGCUUGCUAAUGCUAACCAAUUCUUGGCAAAAUCUCACCAUGGAAUCGGGAAAUAGCCUGAUAAACACUUUGAUCACUUUUUUUUGUCUCUUUUGUAAUCUUCCAUGAACCACAAAGUACCCCGACAAUGUUAACUAGCAAAUUAAUUAAAGCUCAUAACGGACUCCAUGAACUCCCCCC